Melampsora larici-populina 98AG31 is the source of this 2016-nucleotide messenger RNA. RefSeq lists its product as uncharacterized. The record is from RefSeq and is a predicted model, not a curated record. Gene Ontology annotation, cellular component: signal recognition particle, endoplasmic reticulum targeting; cytosol. Bases 1 to 1854 code for a protein of 617 amino acids. Gene Ontology annotation, biological process: SRP-dependent cotranslational protein targeting to membrane; SRP-dependent cotranslational protein targeting to membrane, translocation. The transcript has 11 exons. Lineage: Eukaryota; Fungi; Basidiomycota; Pucciniomycetes; Pucciniales; Melampsoraceae. Gene Ontology annotation, molecular function: GTPase activity; endoplasmic reticulum signal sequence receptor activity; GTP binding.
AUGGUAUUAGCAGACUUAGGAAAGAAAAUAAAUGCUGCAUUUGCUGAUCUACAACGAACACCACUCAUCGAUGAAAAGGCGGUCGAUAGCUUACUCAAAGGUCUCGCUACUGCUCUGCUAGGAUCUGAUGUUAAUGUUGGAUUAGUUUCAAACUUACGAAAUCGAGUUAAAUCUAAAGUCACACCUCAACUCGAAAAACUUAUUUCCUCUCCUGCAAAACAAAAACAAUUAGUCCAAAAGACGGUUUAUGAUGAACUAGUAGCACUCGUUAAUCCAACAGCUGCUUCUUCAGAUGCGACUUCCUCUAGCUCACUUGCUCUACCUUGGCAGCCGAAGAAAGGAAAACCAAAUGUGAUUAUGUUUGUAGGGUUACAAGGAAGUGGAAAAACUACAAGUUGCACAAAAUUAGCUGUAUAUUAUCAACGAAAAGGUUUUAGAACUGCUUUAGUCUGUGCCGAUACUUUUAGAGCUGGUGCAUUUGAUCAACUUAAACAGAAUGCAGCUAGAGCAAAGGUUCCUUUCUUUGGAUCACAUACCGAAACAGAUCCGAUUCGUAUUUCAGCAGCUGGUGUUACAAAAUUCAAACGCGAACGAUUUGAAGUCAUCAUUGUGGAUACUUCUGGUCGACAUCGUCAAGAAACCGAAUUAUUCGAAGAAAUGAAACAGAUCUCAUCAGCCGUUCAGCCUAAUUUGACAAUAAUGGUUCUUGAUGGAGCGAUCGGCCAAGCCGCAGAGGCCCAAACCCGAGCAUUCAAAGAAGCGGCGGGAUUUGGUGCGAUCAUUGUUACUAAAAUGGAUGGACAUGCUAAGGGUGGUGGUGCGAUUUCAGCUGUGGCAGCAACACAAACACCGAUCAUGUUUAUCGGUACUGGAGAACACAUUCAUGAUCUUGAACGAUUCAGUCCAGGUCCAUUUAUCAGUAAAGUAUUAGGGAUGGCAGAUGUGGAUGGGUUUCUUGAAAAAAUGCAAGACCUUCAACAGUCUACACCAGCUCAUAAACGUGAAGAGAUGAGAGAAAGAAUGGAACGUGGUGAAUUUACUUUAAGAGAUCUGAGAGAUCAAAUGACCAAUGUUGCCCAGAUGGGCCCUUUGAGUAAAAUUGCUUCUAUGAUUCCAGGUAUGGGUGCGAUGUUUGGAGGAAACGAUGACGAUAUGUCAUCAAAGAUGAAACGAAUGUUAUUCAUCUUCGAUGCCAUGUCACCUAAAGAACUAGAUUCAGAUGGACAACUUUUCCGUGCACCCAAAGCUCAAAAGAAAGACACGAAUGGUAUGGAUGAAGGCGUACCACGUGAACCUCAUCCUAGAAUCUUAAGAAUAGCUAGAGGGAGUGGGACAAGUGUAGAUGAAGUAGAAGCGAUGAUUGCACAACAUGUGAUGGUGGCUACGAUGGUGAAGACAGCAGGUGGGAAACGAAAGUGGGAACAACAGCAAGCUUUGAAGGCUGCACAACAACAAGCUGCUAAAGCUGCUGGUGGUGCUGGUGCUGGAAGAGGUGGAAGAAUUAAGCAACAGCAGGUUACUAUUGAACAACUUGUCAAGAUGAAUCCUGCACAACGUCAACAAGUCUUGCGUCAAGCACCAGCUGCGGUUCGGAAGCAAAUCGAGGAUGCUGGUGGAGUGGAUGCAUUCCAUGCACUUUCACAAGCAGCACAACGAAAUGGAGGGGUAACCAGUUCGGCAGCAUCUCGUGCUCGAAGAGCAGCAGCCGCCGGUGCCGCAGGUGGUCCUGGAGGACUGGCAGGAAUGAUGCCUGGUUUAGGUUCAGGUCAAAUGCCAGAUCCUGAGACUAUGAAAAGAAUGAUGGAACAAAUGGGUAUGGGUAAUUUAGGUGGGAUGUUUGGUGGUAGGGGUUGAAGCAACAGGUUGAGGGUGAGUGUUUAUAUAUCAGGCUGUUUGAAGAGUGUAUUGAAUCAUAUUAUGGAAUGGUCGUGGAAGUAGUUCUGUAAGAUAGAGUGAUCUGAUCUGGUAAGAGGAAAUGGAGAUAAGAGAAGGAUGUAAAGAUAAAAUUUAAACAUU